CUCUCUUUCCCCCUCCCUCACAUCACAUACGAAUAUACGAUUCCAUUCCAUUCCAUUGGAUUUGGACCCAAAACAGAAAUCAAGAGAAGAUUUUUUGAUAUCAUGACGACGACGACGACUCAGUGAGGGAGCUUCUUCCUACACGUUGUUGAAUUCUUGCUUCAGGAACCUUCCCUAUCCUUUGUUUGGUGGUUGUCGUAGCCUUCAAUCUCGCUUUUUCUUCUCUUUUUUUUAUUCUUCAAUUCGUUUCAGCUUCUCAUUUCAAUCGGUUUACGGGUGGAUACGAAAUCCAAUCAGUUUCUACGAGCUACCAAGGACGUUGCUCGAUCUGAUUUCAGGUUUUUUUUCAAUUUCUGGGUUUGGUCUUGGAUCUGGAAUUCGAUUCGAUCGAGUUUCAUAGAUCGAUUCAGAUUAAAAAACUCGUGGAUCCAAUCCCAGAAAUAGUUCGAUUUGUUGGUAUAGAGGGGGAGAUAUCAAAAUCGAAAUCUUGAUUCGAAUCGGUUUCGUCUUCUGUUCUGGCUCUGAAUUUCCUCGAUGGUAUAUUUGCACAGCUCAAUCUCGGUCUGCAAUUCCGUCGACCAAGCUCCUACAUUGAUCAUGUCGAACUCACCAUAUUUGCAGCCUAAAUCGAGAAACAGCCGAAAAUCUUACACAACAUCUCCUAGCUGUUCCAAAUUCCCUGUCUGCGACGGAUCUCAGUCGGCUGCUAUUGAUGUCGUGAUCUUAAUCGCGGUGAUCACGGCUUGCGGGUUCUUGUUCUUCCCCUACGUCAAACUCAUCACCCUCAAAUCGUUUGACAUCUUCUCAGAUCUCUCGGUUCUAGUCAAAGAAGAGAUUUUGCAGAACCCAAUUGUGUAUGGAUCAUUAGCUCUGAGCAUCUUCUGCGCUGCCAUCUCCACUUGGCUCGUUAUACUCUUGUGUACAAUGCAGAGAUGUGGUAAACCGAAUUGUAAAGGCCUUAGGAAAGCUGUUGAGUUUGAUAUUCAGCUAGAGACAGAGGAAUGCGUCAAGAGCUCACACAACAACAGCAACAACAACAGGAACAAGAGGGGAAUGUUUGAGUUGCCUCGUGUCCAUCACCGUGAAUUGGAAGCCGAGCUGAAGAAGAUGGCACCCCCUAAUGGGCGAGCCGUGCUGGUUUUCAGAGCGAGAUGUGGUUGUUCUGUAAGGAGAUUAGUGGUUUCGGGGCCAAAGAAACAGCAGAGGAAGAUCAAGAAAUGAAAAAGUUCAAAGAAAGAAAAACAAAAGGUUCCAUCUUUGGAAAUGAGACGGGAUCGUUAUACUUUUCUUUGGUUAGCUUUAUUCCUCACACACACUUUUUUUACAAAAACUUACAGUAUAUGUUAAUCUAUGUGUUUAAAUAAGGUACAAUGGGAAUAAGCAUUGUAAGAAUAUUGAGGGAAACUGGUUAUAGUGAAGAACAUUUUGGUUAUAAUCUUCUAGUUGUGCGCCCGAGCACUAUGGGAACAGAAUAUGCAUUGAUGGUGUUUUUGAUAUUGAUCUGUUUAGGUUUUCAAUCAUGAAGGUUGAAACUUUUGUGCAGGUUAGCUAAAGAACUGUCACUUACAUUGAAGAACAUCAAAUGUGCGUUUGUGUGUCUAUUAGUUUCCCUAUGUUCUUCUUAUGUGGCUUUGUUAUGGAGCUGGAGAAGUGAUGAGAUUCGAACUCAAGAGACCUCUCGUUCUUUAAACUGUUGAAUUCCUGGAUUUGGCCGUCUUUUGUUUCUUGAUUCGUUGAAGAAUCUGCAGAUUUACACUUACGUGACUUUUGGUAUCCCUAUAUACUGGUCAAUUUAGAUUUGAAAUGGAUAGACUUUGUGGAAUCUGACAGUAAAACUAACCAAGGUCGACAAUUCAAGGCCCUUUAUUAUUUUUACUAUUUUAUUACAACAUGUUGUGCUUAUCUCUGUUACGGAUCAAUUGA
Molecule: messenger RNA, 1923 nt
Organism: Eutrema salsugineum
Lineage: Eukaryota; Viridiplantae; Streptophyta; Magnoliopsida; Brassicales; Brassicaceae
Exons: 2
Coding region: 535-1221 (228 amino acids)
Source: RefSeq, a predicted model, not a curated record